CAUAUAAAUAGGAGAACAUAGUUUACAAGAGACACACAAAAAAUUUCCAAGAAUUGGCCAUUUAUGAGAGCUAUUUUUAAACAAUUUUUACUGAAUUAUUUCCCAUUUGUUAGAGCCAAAACACUAUCAAAAAAGUCAAUUUUUAUCAGAAAUAUCAUGUCUGAAUCAAAUCAAUAUGAUUCUUGUUUUGAUAGACCAAGAUUGGUAAUUAAGAAAGUUUUGGCUAAGCCUCAAAGUGAAGGGAAUGGAGCUGUUGUUAGAAGAAGCAUUGGAAGGCCUGAAUUGAGGAAUCUUGAUCCAUUCCUCAUGUUGGAUGAAUUUUCAGUUUCUGCUCCUGCUGGAUUUCCUGACCAUCCACACAGAGGUUUUGAGACAGUAACUUACAUGCUAGAGGGAGCUUUUACUCAUCAAGAUUUUGCUGGUCACAAGGGUACAAUCAAUACUGGUGAUGUGCAGUGGAUGACAGCAGGAAGAGGAAUAAUUCACUCAGAAAUGCCUGCAGGAGAAGGCAGUCAAAAGGGGUUGCAACUUUGGAUAAAUCUUUCUUCUAAGGAUAAAAUGAUUGAGCCAAGGUAUCAAGAACUGCUGAAUGAAGACAUACCAAGAGCAGAAAAUGAAGGAGUUGAAGUAAAAAUCAUAGCAGGUGAAGCAAUGGGUGUUCAAUCUCCAGUUUAUACGCGAACGCCUACAAUGUACCUCGAUUUCACCCUACAACCAACAUCUUAUUAUCAUCAAGCCACUCCUGAGUCUUGGAACGCGUUCGUGUACAUAGUUGAAGGAGAAGGCAUAUUCGGAAUUCCAAAUUCAGGUCCUGUAUCAGCUCACCAUUGUUUGGUUUUAGGCCCUGGAGAAGGACUUAGUGUGUGGAAUAAAUCUUCAAAGCCAUUAAGAUUUGUUUUAUUAGGUGGACAACCUAUUAAUGAACCUGUAGUUCAACAUGGUCCUUUUGUGAUGAAUUCACAAGCUGAAAUUGAUCAAACUUUUGAAGAUUAUCAGUAUUGCAAGAAUGGUUUUGAGAAUGCUAGAUACUGGAGGUCAGGGCACUGAAGAAAUCAACAACAACAAAAAUCUCACUAUAGUUCCACAAGCGGGGUCUGCGAAGGGUAGUGUGUACGCAGACCUUACCCCUAUCUAAAGGCAGGGCACUGGAGCUGAAAUGAUAAUUAGUAGUCUAUAAGCCACAAAAUGCACCUUUUAUGUUUCUUUUUUCUUUUCAUAAGUAUCUCUGCUAAAAAAAUAAUGGUUCAGCUUAUCUUGAUUUUUUUAUUUGAAAAUUGUGUAAGUUAAUGUUAUUCUAUUCUUAUUUCAAUGUUGAUAGGUCAUUGUCAAAAA
This is a messenger RNA of Nicotiana tabacum (common tobacco), 1332 nucleotides long. RefSeq names its product pirin-like protein. NCBI's taxonomy places the organism in Eukaryota, Viridiplantae, Streptophyta, Magnoliopsida, Solanales, Solanaceae. The record is from RefSeq and is a predicted model, not a curated record.